UUCAUUUUCUGGAACAAUGCGCGUAUUCAACUGGUUUAUUACUUGGGGAACAGCUUAACGAAGACUUACCAUACAAUAAUUUCUUGGAAUACUAUGGGCCAAAUUACAAAUUGGAUGUCCCUGCUAAUAAUAUGGAGAAUAUGAACACUCCUGCCUACUUGGCUGAUAUGAAAGCAAAAGUAUUUGAAAAUCUGCGGAACAUUCCUUUUGCACCUAGUGUUCAAAUUCAUC
Molecule: messenger RNA, 231 nt
Organism: Racocetra persica
Lineage: Eukaryota; Fungi; Glomeromycota; Glomeromycetes; Diversisporales; Gigasporaceae
Source: the annotation of a GenBank genome assembly